AUGCCACAAGCAAAACGAUGGUGCAGACAGGUACUCUGUGUAUGGCUGUGCGUCUUGAGGGCAGCUUGGCUGCCGGAUGCCGCAGAAAACGUGGCAAUCGCAACGACGAGAUCGAUGUCAUCUCCCACUGUGGCGUUUGUUCCGAAUCAGGUGGAUUCAUCAGGUCAUUCGGGUCAUUCGGGUCAUUCGGCCCUGCGAGUUCGUGUGGGGCCUUCUGUCCUAGCAGGAGACCUUUCCAACCUGGCAUUUGAGACCCAUCGGGUGAUCCGUGCUGGGGCUGAUUAUGUCCACUUGGAUAUGUUUGAUGGGAACUGGAUCAAGGGGGCAUUUACCUUUGGGCCAAUGGUUGUCAAAGCCAUUCGGCAUCACGAGCCAUUGGCAUACCUUGACGUCCACUUAUGUGUCUUGCAUCCUGAGCAGUACUUGGAAGAGAUGAAGAAUGCUGGUGCCAGCCGGGUGACCUUGCAUUUUGAAGCUCUGUCGGAUUCUCGAGCAGCUGCCGAGCGUGCACAUGGGCUUGGUCUGGAAGUGGGGCUGGCCCUGGCACCUGAGACUUUUUUGGAUGAGUCUCUCUUGUCGGUGGCAGAGCUCUUUGAUGCAGUCCUUGUGAUGACCGUUCCGCCGGGCUUCGGCGGUCAGGCUUUCAUGCCUGAGAUGCUGCCCAAGAUACGUCGGCUGCGGGAAGCAUUCCCCACAAAGGCCUUAGAGGUGGAUGGCGGGGUCACGCCGACUACCGCCGCGAUGGCUGCCGCUGCCGGCGCAAAUGAAGCCGUGGCAGGUUCCUCAGUGUUCCACUCUCACAGCCUCCGGCGAGCCAUCAGGGAGCUCCGGCACAGCUUGGAGCAAGGACAGCGAACAUGGCAGAGGGAGCAAAGGGAGCAGAGCUAG
This is a messenger RNA of Symbiodinium natans, 888 nucleotides long. The record is from the annotation of a GenBank genome assembly. NCBI's taxonomy places the organism in Eukaryota, Dinophyceae, Suessiales, Symbiodiniaceae.